CCCGGCACCAUGCAUUCCCUGGAGGAGCCCCUGGACCUCAAGCUGAGCAUCUCCAAGCUGCGAGCUGCCCGUGAGAAGCGGGGCCCCUCCGGCCCCCGGCCCCGCGCUCCCCAGCGCCCGGACACCCCGCCGGCCGGGGAUGGCCGAGGGGGCAGCCGGGGGAGUCGCCGGGCCGUGCCAGCCCCGCCGUCCCCCGGGCUCCUGGGACACUCCAGGCUGGUGGAGCCGCGGGAUGGACGCUUCCCGGCCGCCGUGCCAGUGGUGGACCUCAGCCUCUCGCCCCGCUCCGGGGGGGAGUCUCCGGCUGGCAGUGCCUCGCUGUCCCCUGAGCGCCAGGGCAGCGGGGACCUGCCCGGCCCCCUCACCCCACACGUAAGUACGGCCGAUUUCCAGUCCCUGCGCUACAUCGAUGGCCUCCCCAGCUCCUUCCAGUUCUUCCUGCCGCUGGGGGCUGGGGGCGCCCUGCACCUGCCCCCCGCCGCCUUCCUGCCCCCCAGCAAGGAGAAACGGCUCCCCCCCGAGCUGCCUCUGCCCAAGCAGCUCGUCUGCCGCUGGUCCAAGUGUAACCAGUUCUUCGACCUCCUGCAAGACCUGGUGGACCACGUCAAUGACUUCCAUGUCAAACCCGAGAAGGACGCGGGGUACUGCUGCCACUGGGAGGGCUGUGCCCGCCAUGGCAGGGGCUUCAAUGCCAGGUACAAGAUGCUGAUCCACAUCCGGACGCACACCAACGAGAAGCCGCAUCGCUGCCCCACCUGCAACAAGAGCUUCUCCCGCCUGGAGAACCUGAAAAUCCACAACCGCUCGCACACAGGUGAGAAGCCCUACAUCUGCCCCUACGAAGGCUGCAACAAGCGUUACUCCAACUCCAGCGACCGCUUCAAGCACACCCGCACCCACUACGUGGAGAAGCCCUACUCCUGCAAGAUGCCGGGCUGCCACAAGCGCUACACCGACCCCAGCUCCCUCCGCAAGCACAUCAAAGCCCACGGCCAUUUUGUGUCCCCCGAGCACCCGGAGAUGCUCAAGGUCCACCCGCCUCCCAAAACGCCCCUGGGCUCGGCGGAGGUGCCCUACGUUAACGGGGCGCAGCUUGUCAUCCCCAACCCCGCCGCCCUCUUCGCUCCGCCGGGGCUGCCGGCGCUGCCCAUCCCUUUGGCACCGGCACCGCUCGACCUCAGCGCCCUGGGCUGCGGGGCUGCGGGCGCCCUGCCCGCUCUGCCCGGCCCCGUCCUGCCCCUCAACGGCGGCCCCUUGAACUUGGCCAAGAGCCCGCUGCUGCCCUCGCCCUUCGCGGCGGGGCUGGGGCUGCCCGUCAUGUCGCUGCUGGCCGGCGGGGCCAAGGCCGAGGGCGAGAAGGGCGGCGGGGUUGAGGGGCGGCCGCCCAAGGCGGGCAAGGGGCUGGAGAGCCGGAAGGAGAGGGGCGAAAGGACGGAGCCGGGGCGGCCGCGGGUGCCCCCGGAGAGCCUGGCACUGCUGCCGGGGGCCGUGCUCGACCUCUCGGCCGGCGUCAGCUCGGGGGGCAGCCCCGAGGCUCUGCCCCCCGGCUGGGUGCUCAUCCCCCCCGGCUCCCUGCUGCUCAAACCCGCCGCUGUCAACUGA
Molecule: messenger RNA, 1602 nt
Organism: Sturnus vulgaris (Common starling)
Lineage: Eukaryota; Metazoa; Chordata; Aves; Passeriformes; Sturnidae
Source: RefSeq, a predicted model, not a curated record